GAUUCGUUAUGUGCUUGCAUUUUAUCGCUGAAUAUUUGUGGCUUUUACUUUAGUAUAGACAUUACAUGGAUCAUAAACAUUAGGUUUUAUAUCUUUGUUUGUAUUGGUUGCGUUGAAGUCACUUUAUCUGCUCGUCAAGUACUUGCUAAGGGUGAAAGUAAAAAAAAGACAGCGCUGCUCUAAUACACAGUGCAGAAUAACGAGAUUACAAGACGGCCUGGUCUGUAGACAACGGAGACUGGAUAGUGGAUAGUAAUCAACUUACAAUAGUGACAUUUAUAGCACACUACUAGUGAUAAAACAGUAUAAACUGGUGUUAAAUAACAUAGUUGUGAGGUACCUUGGGAGUGGAGAUUAGUGACUACAGCAGGUGACUACACUUGGAGAUUAGUGACUACAGCAGGUGACUACACUUGGAGAUUAGUGACUACAGCAGGUGACUACACUUGGAUAUUAGUGACUACAGCAGGUGACUACAUCUGGAGAUUAGUGACUACAGGUGACUACAGAAAGGAAGCAGAGCUACAGCGUGGCAGGGAAUGACAUUACCUCUCACAGUGUCCCUCACUCGGUGGAGAAAACAACAGAAGUAACACAGGUUUAUCACAAAGUAGAGUUCACAUCACGUGGAUUUGCUGACUUCACCUCUUUUUCAACGCUCAGGAGAAAUCAAAAUUGGUACACACAACAAACACACGACACAUAUAAUUCUAACACGAUGUUCAACAACAGAUGGGAUUCACGGUUUAAAACGUCUUCUAGCUCAACUUCAAGUGCUAAAAGACGAGGGUGUGGGCCUAUCUCCGGCACCAAGGGAAGGAGGUCUACAGUGAUGAACGACGUUAAGAACGUACAGAACUCCAUAAACCUUCUUAACAAUCUCGUGACAGCAAAAAGGGGCCCACUUCCAGUGCCAGCCUGCAGAGACAUCAUCAAUAAGAUACCGAGUAGCAGUACAGUUCUCAGUGCCAGUGCUGACACCUCCAACAUCGACCCUUGUGACCCACUGGUGAAACUGGUGCCGUUUAUAGACCCAGUGCUGCCGUACCGUACCUCCAGUCCCUGCAGGAGCAACUUCAGAACUCUCUCCACCAUCACCCAGUUCCGGAGAAGUGUCUCUCUGAACCGAGUCAGCAUGGCCCCAUCCCUCACUUCUAUCAACAAUGCAGACAGUAUGUUUUCUCUAUCAGACAUCCGGAGCCCUCCACGGGAGGAACGUCCCUCUAAACUGAGUCCCUGCUCAUUGGUCUGCAAGGACUCAGACUCCCCUCACACCAGACAUCCCGACUCUAAACACCACACAGCCAGCACAGACCCACUGGACAAUGUACAAUGUACAAUGUACAAUGUACCAGACUCCCAGGUUACGAGACACCCUCUCAACACCACGUUUGAAACUGUCUCUUCUAACCAGGACUCUCCUCGGGAUAACCGGAGACGGUUAUUUAACCGGGGGACAGCGGGAUCAAGUGUUUCAGACUCCCAGCCUACAAGUCUGUCCUCUUACUAUACUAAUCUGGAGGAAGAUGAGGAAGAGGAGGAAGAUGAGGAAGAUGAGGAGGAAGAUGAGGAAGAUGACAUCAAGCAAGUCUGCAUUGAGAGAUGGUUAUGUGGGAUUCCUGGAGACUCUUCAUCUGCAGACGGCAAAAGUAUCGGGGUUAGUAUCCGGGGAUUAGAAGAAGAGGAAUGUCACUCUUCUAGACGAACUACCGCACAGAUCUCCUUGGAUAGGAGUUCCUCUGAAGACGGCUUUCUGUGUAACUGUGAGUUUGGGGGACCCGACGAAUGCUGUAUUUUCCACAACACCUCACUUGGGGGGUCCGCUCCAAUGCAGAGAUCUUUUAACCAAGACGUCUCAACAAGCGCGUAUCAUUCACCCGGAAAACAGACCUACACAUCGCAAAAAUGUGGUCGAUCGGCAGAGAAUAUGCAAAGGAAAAACUUUGACCCUAGCAAUAUAGACGGACUGAGUAUAUCAGACUCGACUGAAGAUAUAACUGAUUUGCUCUCUGGGGUAGAAUUAGGAUUUAGAGCCCAUUAUGACGAUUCCCAACCAUUAGAUAUGGAAAGUGGUCAAAGUCUCUCGACGUCCGGUCCUCGCUAUCAUUAUCAUAACUCAACCAACAGUGAUGAUAAUAAUGCAUCCUGCACAUACUUCCAGUCAGAUAACGAUGAGACAGAUCUGAAACGUUCUGGAGAGAUGGAUCAGGAGACAAACUCUUUAGCUAAAACUAGCCAUAACAACUCGAACAGGAUAUUGUCUGAUACUAGGCAAAUGGAAUGCCUGGAUACCAGCGACUCUUCUAUUACCUCAGAAACAUUAGUGACUUGCAAACUUGGCGAGGAAAGCGUAUCCGGGGAGAAACUGCCAUCAAAAUCUGAUGAUAGCGAAAUCGUCUCUAAAGAUUGCAAUGAAAAAAUCCCAACCCACUCUUCUGCAAUAUCCUCAAACUCAAAGUACCUUUCAGCUCAUUACAACCUGGAAGACGUACCUAAAGCCAAGUCUCCCUGUGUUGAGGAUUUUGAUAAAAUGUCAGAAGACAGCUUUUUUACUGAGUCAGACAGCAAUUCUUUAAUUGGCGGUAUUAUAAGAAGUAUGGUUGGAGUUUGAACUUUUUAAUUUUUUGGAUUACUGCCAUUUUUAUGAGCUUCUUCUCAAAUAAAUGGUGAUUGGAGGUGGUCGCGCACGACUUUUUAUUGAAGCAUCAAGCAAUUAUAGUAUGAAUGGAAAUGAAACACUAUAGUUUUUUAAUCAAAUAUAAAUCAAUUAUUGUGGAUAUAUGAUAAUAAGUUAUGGAAAUAUGGAACACCAAUAUCAAUGAUUUUUAACUUAUGCAAUCGUAACGCUUUUAAAAAUUUGAAAUUGAAUCGAAACGUUCUGGUUACACUUACACUUACAGUUAUUCUAUGAAAAAAUUUGUCAGUGGUUACAUUUUUGCGGAAACCCUGCAUCGAAUAAAAUAUAAAUUUUUAAAAUAUGAUUGAAAAUAAAGUAAAAUUAUUCUUUCGGAUCGUAUAUAUCGGCUUUUAUUUUUCAAUAAUCCAAGUAUUUAAAUUUUUAGCUCUUGUAAAGACAGAAUAACCCAAGAUUGACUACAAAAG
Bolinopsis microptera is the source of this 3102-nucleotide messenger RNA. RefSeq lists its product as uncharacterized. The record is from RefSeq and is a predicted model, not a curated record. Bases 719 to 2611 code for a protein of 630 amino acids. The transcript is spliced from 11 exons. Lineage: Eukaryota; Metazoa; Ctenophora; Tentaculata; Lobata; Bolinopsidae.